AUGCGACAUCUUAGAGGAAGAUGGCGAGAUGCUGUCAAUGCACAUAAAGAGAAUUUGGGCGAAAUGGUUGUGAAGGAAUGGGAAGAAGCACUUGAAGAAGUCUGUUCCUUGAAAGGAUGGGAAUCAGAGGAAAUUGAUAAUGGGUAUGAAGGAACAUUGGUUAAAAUUGUUGUUAGAAAAGUUAUGGCCGAGUUAAAAAGACUUUUUUUGUUAUGUGUUCCUGAACAGUUGGUGGGAAUCGAUGAUCAUGUGGAACAAAUUAUGAGUAAGAUAGAUGCAAAAUUCAAUGGUACAAGGAUUAUUGGGAUUUAUGGAAUGGGCGGCAUUGGUAAGACAACUCUUGCAAAGGUGUUAUACAACAAACUCUCUAGUCAUUUUGAAAAUCGUAGCUUUGUGGCAGAUAUUCGAGAAACAUCUCAGCGUGAGGGCAUAAAAUUUCUACAAAAGCUGCUCAUUUCUGACAUAAUAGGAAGUUCAUUUGAUGUGUCUAGUGUCGAUGAAGGAGUCAAUAUCAUCAAAUGUCGAUUUGCAAGUAAGAAAGUCUUAAUUCUUCUAGAUGAUAUGGAUGAUCGUACUAACUUGAAUGCUUUGAUUAAGGAUGGUAGUUGGUUUGAAGUGGGAAGUAUAGUCAUCAUCACAACUAGAAACAAAAGCAUUCUCGAUGAGGCUAGGGCAAGCUACAUGUACCCACUCAACGAGUUGUCUUUUGAUCAAUCAUUGAUUUUAUUUAGUAGACAUGCAUUUCGAAACGAUUUUCCUCAUGGUUAUUACAAGGCUAUCUCUUGUGAAAUUGUAUCUACUACCGGGGGACUUCCAUUAUCUCUUGAAGUUGUAGGUUCAUUCUUAUGUGGAAGGAAAGAAGAAGUAUGGAAAGAUACAUUAAAGAAAUUAAAGAAAGCGCCCGAUAAGACAGUGCAAGAGAAGUUGAAAAUAAGUUAUGAAGCAUUAGAUGAUGAGGAGCAACAAAUAUUUUUGGAUAUUGCAUGCUUUUUCAUUGGAUCACAUAAGGAAAACCCAACUUACAUGUGGGAUGCCAGUGAUUUUCUCCCAGGGAGGGGGAUUGAAGUAUUGAGUUCUAUGUCCCUAAUUGAAAUUCAUGAAUAUGGCAACCUAUUGAUGCAUGAUCAAUUGAGAGAUCUUGGAAGGGAAAUUGUUCGUCUGGAAAAUGCAAAGCAGCCUCAAAAGCGGAGCAGAUUAUGGAAUUAUGAGGAGGCUGCAGAUGUAAUUGAUGGAAACAAGAAGGCAACGGAGCUCAAAGUUCUCUACCUCACAAAUUGUCAAUCUUUAAAAAGAACUCCCGACUUGUCCACUUUCAAAAGGUUGGAGAUUUUGACUCUUAAAGAUUGUCACAAUCUGGAAGAGCUUCAUCCUUCUAUUGGAAAUCUGGCAUCAUUGAUUAAGCUGAACUUAAGUGAGACAUCGAUUAUGAAAUUGCCCGAAAGCAUUGGGAAUUUGCAAAAUUUGAGGGUCUUGAAUAUUCAUAGAACUAGCUUAACAGAAUUGCCUGAAUCCAUUGGUGCCAUGAAGGAGCUCAAGGUUAUUAAAGCCUAUCUGUGUACAAACUUAGCCCACAUACCCAGCUCUAUAGGCAGUCUAGCAUCUCUGCAAACGUUGGACUUAUGGGGAUGUCAUUCGUUGACAGAGAUCCCCGACUCGAUUGGAAAUCUAGCAUCAUUGAUUGAGUUGGAAGCUUGCUAUUGCAAAAACCUGGAGCGACUACCUAGUAACAUAUGCAAACUGAUUUCGCUAGAGAAGCUCCUCCUUUUCGACUGUGAAAAGCUUCGAGAAUUACCUAAACUGCCCUCCGGCUUAACGGAACUAAGUAUCACCUGCCAGGGGCAGUCUUUGCCCCAUCUUUCCCAGCUAACCCGUCUCGAGAUACUCUGUCUUAUAGAUUGCCAUUGGCUUGAAUGUGUCCCAGAGCUUCCCAUUGGACUAUCGGAGCUUUAUAUUGAUGGUUGUGGAAAAUUGAAAGCCUUCACGAAUUUGUCAGACUUGAAACACUUGCGACAUUUCCAAAUAGUUGGGAUGGCAGUGUUCAGUUUCUUAGCGGUGCCCUUCUACAUCUUCCCGGGACUGUUGCUUGGGAGCGAGGCUGCUGAAAUCACCGUGACGACAAUAUUCUCUUUUGUGGAAGCUGAGAAGCCUCUCUCCUUAAUGGUUGUUUCCAAGUCCCUGGUGGCAAAGAUAGACUGGCCAAUGGGAAUUGUCAAUUUCCAAAUGACAAAGGACAGCAAUGAGAUUUUGAAUUCAGCGGAGACAAUUUUGGAAAAGCUGCUUGACCUUGUCAAGAAAAGUUGCCCCCAAAUCCCAAAGGAAACCACAGUUCAUAAGGCUGCUUUGAGAGCUUGA
Molecule: messenger RNA, 2352 nt
Organism: Eucalyptus grandis
Lineage: Eukaryota; Viridiplantae; Streptophyta; Magnoliopsida; Myrtales; Myrtaceae
Product: TMV resistance protein N
Exons: 5
Coding region: 1-2352 (783 amino acids)
Biological process (GO): defense response
Molecular function (GO): protein binding; ADP binding
Source: RefSeq, a predicted model, not a curated record